AUGGAAUUCGGUGAGCGUAUCGGAUAUCCUGUCAUACACGUUCCGACCAACGGAACUUUGAGCCCAAACAGAACCAGCCCCUAUGGAAUACAGCGUCGAGUGCCGCCCAAGGACAAGUAUGGGCAAAUAGCGGGAUACCGAAUCAGGCUAUCCUUCUGGCAUGUGGCAUAUUGGAAAAGUUCUCGGCCUGGGGACAUACCAUACGUCCGCACCCCAGUAAAGUUUAUCAGCACUAUCAACUUCUUUCCAUUGGAUAAAGCAACUGAAUCGGACUGUACGAUCAUUUGCGACGGCCCUGCCUUCGUCUUUCUGGAGCCCUCGUGUUGGUCUGAGUGGUCAAAGGUUGCAACAGCCCAACGCGACAUGCGCGCUCUCAAUCCAUCGAUCAUGGUAGAGUACAACGAAUUUCCAUUCGACGGUGCUCGGCCGUGUGCAAAGGUCGCCCCAGAUAUUGUGGAAACCAGACCGGUUACUGCUACUCUGUUUAACCCUCUUCCAUCAGUCACAACCACUGAGCUCAUAUACGAAGAUGUCGUGGUGACAGGACCGGGCCAGGGGUCAUAUGUUCCUUCGACCUACACUCUGAGUGAUAUUGACGGAAAGCCCACCACCACGGUGACUACGCCUGUUUGGGUGCCUGCUGAAACGGCGGUAUACACAACAACCGUCAUGACCUUGACAGACAGUAAUGGCAGGCCGACCGCCACAAUCACCGGACAUGGGAGGAGCUUAGCGAACCAACCAAGAACCCUCUUCGAUGACAAGGGGAAACCUACGGCCACAGUCAUUGUGAACGGCGGGCGAUGGGUAUGGCAGACAAGAACAAUGACAGGUGGGCAUGGGACUACACCGAUCGCAACGAUCACUGCUUUUGCGACUCUGAAGUUUGCCACUGUCACUGGGUAUGACGAUAAAGGAGUGUUAACGACUGUGACGGGCAAAUUUCCUCUUGUUCCCAAGACCAUCACUAUGCGUGAUUCUAACGGGGUUCCCACGGCAACGGUAACCACGCAGGUGCCCACAACAUACGACUGGGGGGUCACGAUUACAGAUUCCAACGGUCGACCUGUGGCCACAGUGUGGUCCAAAGAUGACGCCGGUAUCUUUCGCGCCUGGGACGAUGACAGCGACGGGAAUCCCGCCACCUUGGACACGGUUUCAUGGGGUGCUUAUCUUUUGGCAUCGUUCCUGCCCAUCAUCAUCACGUUACCGCUCACUAUCCUGGCGCAAAUCAUCGAUUCGCACGUCAAGGCGCUACUACCUUUGAAAGCCAUGUCACGCCGCUCCGAUGGGUCAUCGGCCGAGGACUCAUUGUUUCUUACAACAGGUGGCAUCAAGGGUUUCUUCACCAGUUGGCGUCUCUUGUUUCAUUCAAGAGAGCCAGGUUUGCUGCUCUCGCAGAUGUUGAUUCUUGUCUCCUCUGUUACCGCCUCGUUCGCAACAGAAGCUAUUGGCUUUAAGCUCCAUGGAGGUUGUACAAUCGACAGCUUUGCUGGCUGUUUUAUGGAGAUUGCUAUCUUCCGGGCGCCGGGUCGGCUUGUACAGGUCUUUUUGAGUUUAAGUCUAGCUGUGGUUGUCUUUUUGAUAUUCGCAAUGUGGAACUGGCACAGAAACUGCGGAUCGGAUAUGAGGAGUAUUGCUGGUGUUGCUGCGCUCCUUACGGAGCAGACAACACGAGAAACCAUCCACAAGGCCAAAGUCAACAUCACGGACAAGUACGUCGAAAGAGAGAAGAUGAUCAAGGAACUGAGGGACCAUAGAUUUGCCCUGCGUCAAGUUGCGCAGGCACCACUACUGCCGCCCAACCCGAGGCACUCCCCAACAGCAACGUCCACAUCCAGCGAGACAUCCCUGGGACUGUCCUCGUCACAGUCGUCGUCACAGAAAAAGUAUGGUCCGUAUUGCACAGUGAGGCACUUGUCGAAUCGGUCGAACACAAACAGGCCACACCUGGCCCUUGUUACACUGCCAAACGAAGGGCAGAAACAGCCCGGCGCGAGCAAGAAGACAAGCGAUAAGAAGCUGUUUUCUCUCAACCCAGUAGCACAAGACUACAUUGCCCAGGUGCUCUUUCUCCUCACCAUCAUCGGCUUUCUCAUCAUGAUCUUGUACUACGAGCUCACAAGCUUUCACGACUCGGCCUUUGAGAUCUUUAUGAACUCACAGAACCUCGGUGUGCGCGCCUUAUUUGCCGGUUUGGGUUUCAUCAUCUCGCUGUUUUGGGAUUCUUACUUCUUCAGUAAGUACCUCACCUACUCCUAUUCUUUAAAACCAGAUAGCUAA
This is a messenger RNA of Podospora anserina S mat+, 2283 nucleotides long. RefSeq lists its product as uncharacterized. The transcript has a single exon. The record is from RefSeq and is a predicted model, not a curated record. Bases 1 to 2283 code for a protein of 760 amino acids. NCBI's taxonomy places the organism in Eukaryota, Fungi, Ascomycota, Sordariomycetes, Sordariales, Podosporaceae.